Hermetia illucens (black soldier fly) is the source of this 4909-nucleotide messenger RNA. RefSeq lists its product as uncharacterized. NCBI's taxonomy places the organism in Eukaryota, Metazoa, Arthropoda, Insecta, Diptera, Stratiomyidae. Gene Ontology annotation, molecular function: heme binding; monooxygenase activity; oxidoreductase activity, acting on paired donors, with incorporation or reduction of molecular oxygen. The record is from RefSeq and is a predicted model, not a curated record. The transcript has 8 exons. The coding region runs from base 50 to 4789 and encodes 1579 amino acids.
ACCCGUGUUAGCAGCGCUUUAAAGAUAGUCUAUCUAUUUCGCAGGAAACAUGGAGCUUAUUUCUACGGCAGUUUGGCUGGUCGUGACCUUGCUUGCUGUUGUUUAUUAUUAUUUCCAAAGAAAGUUCUCAUACUGGAAAAGUCGUGGUGUCCCGUACAUCGAGCCAGCGUUUCCCAUGGGAAAUCUCUCUUGGAAACCUAGCGGUAACUUCAGAGAAGUAUUUAACGAGUUAUAUAAAGCCAAAGGAGAAAGUCCUUUCGUUGGAGCCUACUUUUCUAUGAGUCCGUUGGUUGUAGCCACUGAUUUGGAUUUUGUAAAAGACGUGUUAGUGAAAGACUUCAACAACUUCCAUGGGCGCGGUAUUUACACUAAUGAGAAAGAUGAUCCCAUCUCAGCACAUUUGUUCUCUUUGGAUGGACCAAAGUGGAAAUCACUUCGGAUGAAACUUUCACCAACAUUCACUUCUGGAAAAAUGAAGUUCAUGUUCCCAACCAUAGUUGAUGUGUCAGAGCGAUUUAAUCUUGCUUUGGGAAAAAUGCUGAAAGGCGGUAGUGAUUUUGAUUUGAAAGAGAUACUUGCUCGUUUUACAACUGACGUCAUUGGAACAUGUGCCUUUGGGUUAGAAUGCAACAGUCUGAAAGAUCCGGACACGGAGUUCCGUAAAUACGGUCGUAUGGUUUUCGAGGCAUCAAAAGUUCGUUCAAUAAGGAGAGCCAUUUCGCGUUUUCCAAAACUUGCCGCCAAAAUACAUUUGAAGACAUUCGGAAAGGAGUUGAAUGACUUUUUCUUGGGUGUUGUACGUCAAACCAUCGAGCACCGUGAGAAAAAUAACAUUAGACGAAACGACUUCAUGGAUCUACUGAUUGAUUUAAAAAAUAACGAGACUAUGGAUGACGAAAAGAAAGUCAAAUUAGAAAAGCUGACUUUGGAAGAAGUGACCGCCCAGGCAUUCGUUUUCUUUAUCGCUGGAUUCGAAACGUCAUCUACGACGAUGAUGUUUGCCCUGUACGAAUUGGCAGUUAAUCCAGAGAUCCAGGAGAAAUUACGAACUGAAAUAAAUACUGUGUAUGCAAAACACGAAGGUCGCUUGUCUUAUGAAGCUAUAAAGGAUAUGGUGUAUCUAGAUCAAGUGAUUAAUGAAACUUUGCGAAAAUAUCCACCAGUUGUUGCCCUUCAGCGUAAAACUCAAAAUGAUUAUAAGGUUGCGAAUACCAAACUGGUGAUAGAAAAGGGAACAACUGUAAUAAUUCCAGCUUAUGAGAUUCAUCACGAUGAACGCUAUUAUCCAAACCCAGAGAAAUUUGAUCCUGAUCGUUUCCUUCCGGAAGUUUGGAAAGCCCGACAUCCAAUGGCAUUCUUGGGCUUUGGUGAUGGGCCCAGAAAUUGUAUUGGGUUGAGGUUUGGCAGAAUGCAAUCACGAGUGGGUCUAGUUAUGCUUUUGAAGAACUAUCGAUUUGAAGUAUCAACCAAAACACCAAUUCCAAUGGAAUUCUCACCAAUCACUGCGGUCUUGUCUCCUGUGGAUGGAAUGCAUUUGAAGGUUGAUCGCGGUGUCCCUUACAUUGAGCCAAAUUUUCCAUUGGGAAAUCUUAAUUGGAAACACACUGGAAAUUUGAGAAAGUUGUUUGAUAAAUUAUACAACGCGGGGGGAGAAACUCCUUUUGUCGGCGGGUACAUUUCCAUCAAACCAGUUGUAGUAGCAACUGACUUGGAUUUUGUGAAAGAUGUGUUAGUGAAAGAUUUCAGCAACUUCCAUGGACGUGGUAUGUACGUGAAUGAGAAAGAUGACCCCGUCUCAGGACAUUUAUUUUCUUUGGAUGGACCAAAAUGGAAAUCACUUCGGAUGAAGCUUUCACCGACUUUCACUUCUGGAAAGAUGAAGUACAUGUUCCCGACCAUAGUUGAUGUAUCGGAGCAGUUCAAUCAAACUUUGGGUGAAACGCUACACAAGGUGAAGGAAAUUGAUGUGAAAGAAAUACUUGCUUGUUUUACAACUGACGUCAUCGGGUCAUGUGCCUUUGGAUUAGAAUGCAACAGCCUAAAAGACCCGGACACCGUGUUCCGUAAAUAUGGUCGCAUGAUUUUCGAACGAUCCAAAACACGCUCUAUAAAACGGGUUAUUUUUCUACUCCCAAAAUUGGCUGCCAUAUUGCGCCUAUCGGUUUUUAGUAAGGAGAUCAACAAUUUCUUCAUGGGUAUUGUGCGUCAAACCAUCACACACCGUGAGAAAAAUAAUGUAAGGCGAAACGACUUCAUGGAUUUAUUGAUUAACUUGAAAAAUAGUGGUUCCCUGGACGAAGAAAAGAAAACUAAAUUGGAAGAGCUUACUUUGGAAGAGAUGACCGCCCAGGCAUUCGUUUUCUUUGCCGCUGGUUUUGAAACCUCUUCAACAACGAUGAUGUUUGCCUUGUAUGAACUUGCAUUGAGCUUAGACAUCCAGGAGAGGCUACGAACUGAAAUAAACACAGUUUACACCAAACACGAAGGUCGCUUGACAUAUGAAGCUAUAAAGGAUAUGGUGUAUUUAGAUCAAGUGAUUAAUGAAACUUUACGAAAAUAUCCACCUGUUCCGGCAUUACAGCGUAUAGCUCAAGCCGAUUACAAAGUUACUAAUACGAAAUUGGUGAUUGAAAAGGGAACAACGGUAAUGAUACCCGCUUAUCAGAUUCAACACGAUCAUCGCUAUUAUCCAAACCCAGAGAAGUUCGAUCCGGAUCGUUUCCUGCCGGAACUAUGGAAAGCACGACAUCCGAUGACAUUCUUGAGCUUUGGUGACGGUCCCAGAAAUUGCAUCGGUCUGAGGUUUGUGGAAGAUGUGGCUGUACAGGCGUUUUUGUUCUUCCUGGCUGGAUUCGAGACUUCUUCAACGACAAUGACAUUUGCUCUUUAUGAAUUGGCGCUUAAUACUGAGAUUCAAGAUAAAGCUCGCAAUGAAAUUAGUGAGGUUUUGGAAAAACACAACGGAGAGUUUACAUAUGAAGCUAUGAUGGAUAUGAAAUAUUUGGAUUGUAUUAUAAACGAAACUCUCAGAAAACAUCCACCAGUUACUGUGUUAAUGCGAGUUGCCGCCGAAGAUUAUUCUGUUCCGGGAACAGACAAAGUUGUGGAGAAGGGCCAAAGGAUUUUCAUACCCGCAUAUAGUAUUCAUCACGACCCGGAUAUUUAUCAUGAGCCAGAAGUUUUUGAUCCACGCAGAUUUGAAGCAGAGGAAGUUAAAAAGCGGCACCCCAUGUCCUUCUUGGGUUUCGGUGAUGGACCUAGAAAUUCGCAGUGCUGUGUGGCGGCCAUGGAGCCGUUUUCUUCUGUAAUUUGGUUGGUUGUUGGCAUCCUUGCUAUAGUUUACCUAUAUUAUAAAAGAAAAUAUUCCUACUGGAAAGAUCGUGGUGUUCCGUAUGUAAAACCAACGUUUCCGUUGGGUAAUAUUGACUGGAAUCGAAGUGGUAAUUUCAAAGAGGUUUUCGAAAAAAUAUACAAACGGAAAAAUGAAGACCCUUUUAUUGGGGGGUAUUUCUUUGCCAAACCGGUAGCAAUAGCGACCGACCUGGAUUUUGUAAAAGAUGUGUUAGUGAAAGAGUUUAAUAUUUUCCACGCACGCGGUGAAUACUCAAAUGAAGAACAUGAUCCCAUUUCUGCAAAUUUAGCGUUUUUGGAUGGACCAAAGUGGAAAUCACUUCGGAUGAAACUUUCACCGACAUUCACUUCUGGAAAGAUGAAGUACAUGUUCCCGACUAUGCUCGAUGUUUCGGAGCGGUUCAAUCAAGCUUUGGGUGAAAUGUUGAAAGGAGAAAGCGAGUUUGAUGUCAGGGAAAUGCUUGCUCGCUUUACAACUGACGUUAUCGGGGCAUGUGCUUUUGGACUAGAAUGCAACAGCCUAAAAAACCCUAAUACGGAAUUUCGAAAAUAUGGUCGUAAAGCAUUGGACACAUCGGGAAUCAGCUCAAUUAAACGAACGAUAUCGCAACUUCCAAAACUAGCUGCCUUACUACGUCUGACAGUUUUCACCAAGGAAAUGAACGAUUUUUACUUGGGAAUUGUUCGUCAAACCAUCGAACACCGUGAGAAAAAUAAUAUUAAACGCAAUGACUUCAUGGAUUUGUUAAUCGAUUUGAAAAAUAACGACACUCUGGAUGAAGAAAAGAAAAUGAAAUUGGAAAAACUUACUUUGGAACAAGUGACCGCCCAAGCGUUCGUUUUCUUUAUCGCCGGAUUCGAAACCUCGUCUACGGUGAUGAUGUACGCUUUGUAUGAACUAGCGCUGAAUCCUGAGAUACAAGAAAGGCUACGGAACGAAAUACAGACUGUGUAUGCGAAACAUGAAGGCCGUUUGACCUAUGAAGCUAUUAUGGAUAUGGUCUAUUUAGAACAAGUGAUCAAUGAAUCAUUACGAAAAUAUCCACCUGCUGUUGCGUUGCGGCGUGUAGCCCAAGAGAAUUACCAAGUUCCAAAUACCAAACUGGUAAUAGAGAAAGGAACGCCUGUAAUCGUUCCCGUUUAUGAGAUUCACCACGAUAAACGUUAUUAUCCAAACCCUGAAAAGUUCGAUCCUGAUCGUUUCCUUCCAGAAGUGUGGAGAGCCCGGCAUCCAAUGGCAUUCCUAAGUUUUGGCGACGGUCCCAGAAAUUGUAUCGGGAUGAGAUUUGGUAGAAUGCAGUCGCGGAUGGGUCUUGUGAUGCUCCUGAAAAAUUAUCGGUUCGAAGUAUCCGAGAAGACACCAAUUCCAAUAAUAUUUUCACGUAAUUCACGGGUAUUAUCCGUUGACGAUAUGCAUUUGAAGAUUGUAAAAGUUUAGCUUCGUAGGGCUGACCUCGUCUGUAUCUAUGUAGCAUUGAAGCGUCUAUACUUACUUUUGUAAUGGUUCUGUAUGCUCUUUCCAAUAAUAAAAUCAACGUUAUUUCAUUAGUACUCAUAA